AUGGCUGAAGAUUAUAAACAACUUUAUGAAUCUAGGGAUGAUUAUGAUGUGAUUAUUUAUGCUGGUGAAGAGCCCAAUUCUGAAGAAAUUCAUGCUCAUUCUUUAGUGCUUCGUACUAGGUCCGCUUAUUUUCGUGGUGCUCUUUCCUCUCGUUGGGCAAUAAAAGAUAAAGAUAAUGGUUGUUUUAUCUUUAAGAAGCCCAAUAUCUCUCCAUCAGUUUUUGAACUUAUCCUUAAAUUUUUAUAUUGUGGGGAAAUAGAUAUUAAAGAUCAAGAAGGAGAGGCAAUCUUAGAGCUUUUGUUUGCUUCGGAUGAAUUUGGCCUUACGAAACUUAUUGACCAUGUUCAACAAUAUUUCGUUGAAAAUCACCAAGACUUUUUACGACAAGAUCCUGCAAAAAUGCUUCAUGUUGUUGCUCGUCAUGAAGCUCUUGAUGAGAUUAGAAAAUAUUCAUUAGAAACCAUUGGAUCAAAACCUGAAAUUAUAUUUGAUUUUUAUCAUAAAGUAUUGCCAUAUAUGUCUAUCCUUCCAAGUAACCUAUUCAAUGACAUUUUGCGCUGUUACAUGGUUCCAGGAGCAGUGCCUCUCUAUAAUGCACAUCCUUCUAGAUCUAAAAUUGAUUCGAUUUUGAUUAAUAAAUCCCAUGCAUUAUACUUUGCAGGCUGGAUUGAUAAACAAAAUAAUCCUUAUAAAAAUACGCUUCCUUAUAAGUUUAUUCUUUUAUUCCGUGGCAGCAGAGAUGGCUUUCAAGACAAUAUAUUUCAUCAAAAAUGUGAUAAUAAAGGUGCAACGAUUUUCGUGGCGAAGAUUCGAAAUUCAAACCAACUUGUUGGUGGUUACACUCCAGUAGAUUGGGAUACAAGUGGCCAAAAUAAGUAUUCAACCGAUAGCUUUUUCUUUGUACUAAAUAAUCUUAAUGAUUUAUCAAAUGUCCAAUUAAGACGUAUCUCAUCUAGUUACGCUUCUUAUGCAAUAUAUUGUCAUGGUAACAAUGGACCAAAUUUUGGUGAUAGUACUUUAUAUAUUAAGGGGAAAAAUAUAUAUUAUAGUCACAACGGGUAUUAUCCUUCUAUUAGCUUUUCAAAUGGUUUACAAAUUGAAGAUUAUGAAGUAUUUCAA
Molecule: messenger RNA, 1119 nt
Organism: Racocetra persica
Lineage: Eukaryota; Fungi; Glomeromycota; Glomeromycetes; Diversisporales; Gigasporaceae
Source: the annotation of a GenBank genome assembly